UAGUAAAAAUAGAAAAACUUUCUCAUCGAUAAGCACAGCCAGUUCAGCCUGUGCUGAAACUUGGAGACCCCAACCGCGGAUCACCGCCUUCCGCCGCCGCUUUAACCCUCGUUCACUCUCUCCUCCCCUGAUCGCUAACCACUCGCUCAAUUCACCGUACAAGAACAAGAACAACAACCAAAAACAACGAUCAGACGAUUCGCGAUGUCAAUCCAUGAACAAACCGCGGCCGCGAUCCUCGCCCAAGGAGCCCUAGCUGCCGACGGCGUCUUCCUCGGCCUAGCCCUAGCCUACGUGGCAGUCCGAAGCAUCAUCAAGUUCACCGACGCUUCCUCCGCCCUCAAGAAAGUCAAGGACUCCCCAUCCGUCCGCGUCUCCGACCUCCGGUCCGUCCUCUCUCCAUCCGAUGGCUCCGAUUCUUCGAGCGAGGAAGGGAAGCUCGUGAUCGUUCGCGGUUUCGUGGAGGCGAAAUCGGCUGUCGAUGGGAACUGGAAGCACCUCAGGCCGAACGUGCUCGUCUCGCACGAGUCCGGCGAUAGAGGCGUGAUCAUACGGAGGACUCAGACGUGUAUAUACAACGAAUGGAGGGGCUUUUUUGGAUGGACUUCUGAUCUACGCUCUGUGUUUACGAGAUCCUGGAAGCAGAAAGAAUCAACCUCAUUAAGAAUGGUUCCUUUCAUUCUUGUUGAAAGUGGAAAAUGGCCACAGAAUGACUAUCUGAUUGUCAACAUGGAUGGAUCAAGACAUCCGUUACCCCUUGUAACAGUUUUUCACCAGUUGCAGCCUAUUACCCCGUCUCCCUAUACUUUCCUUCAGGCGCUCUUUGGGCAUGAUUACCCUGUUGGACUGCUUGAUGAGGAGAAAAUUCUUCCGCUUGGAAAGGAUAUCAGUGCAGUCGGCAUUUGUUCUUUAAGAGAUGGAGUUGCUGAAAUCAAAUCAUGCAACGACCUUCCUUAUUUUCUCGGUGGAAUAUGGCUUGCUGUUAGAAAUGAAUGUAUGACCAUUAAAGCUAGGUCUGACAUGACUAAGGAUCAAAUGGUGGUAGAUAUUGCAUUGAGGACAAAGAUAUUGUUUUGGAGUGGCAUUGUAUUUGGUGCAUUCUCAAUUGGUAUCCUUGGCUAUGCUGCCGUAAGGAAUUGGAACAGGUGGAAAGCGCGGCGACAACAAAGGCAAGCCCAACAGCAGAACAACCUUGCCCGUGAAGAUGCUGAUCCUGAGAUUGCAGCUGAGGGAACAGAGGAAAUACCAGAUGGAGAGCUGUGUGUUAUUUGCUUGACUAGGAGGAGGCGUUCAGCAUUUGUUCCUUGCGGGCAUCUGGUUUGUUGCCAACGAUGUGCUCUUUCAGUUGAACGCGACUUGGCACCCAAGUGCCCUGUCUGUCGGCAGUCAAUCCGGACUUCAGUGAGGAUCUAUGACUCUUGAGAAUCGGUAGUUGCUGUUUUCCUGACUAUCUUACUGAAGUUGCGUUUUGUGAGGAUAGCUGUGCAUUCUAGUGUAUAUCUCAAAAUCGGGUUGUGUGUAGUUGUAUUGAACUCGGGUAGUUGUAUUGAACUCGGAGUAUAUCAUAGGAAAAGAGACGAAAGUGUGGAGUUACAUCUAGUUAAUUUUUGUUUCAUUGAAAGUUAUUUCAAUGAUCAAGUUCUCCCGCAAUUGUACUCGCGCACUCUUCGUAUUUGCAGAAUUGGUUUGAAGAAGGCUCUUCUAGCUUUU
Molecule: messenger RNA, 1710 nt
Organism: Rhododendron vialii
Lineage: Eukaryota; Viridiplantae; Streptophyta; Magnoliopsida; Ericales; Ericaceae
Product: E3 ubiquitin-protein ligase SPL2
Exons: 7
Coding region: 205-1422 (405 amino acids)
Biological process (GO): organelle organization; protein ubiquitination
Molecular function (GO): ubiquitin-protein transferase activity
Source: RefSeq, a predicted model, not a curated record